This is a messenger RNA of Hansenula ciferrii, 408 nucleotides long. RefSeq lists its product as uncharacterized. The transcript has 2 exons. Bases 1 to 408 code for a protein of 135 amino acids. NCBI's taxonomy places the organism in Eukaryota, Fungi, Ascomycota, Saccharomycetes, Phaffomycetales, Wickerhamomycetaceae. The record is from RefSeq and is a predicted model, not a curated record.
AUGAGCUCUACAACUACUGUUUCCACAGAGUUAAGUCCAAGUUUUGGUGAUCCAUUUCAAGCGUCCAUCACAAUACCCACAAAGAGACCAUCCACUACUGAGAAGAACAAGAUACCCAUCACGGUGUUCAUAAGUAAAACAGGACCAGAUACUCCAUUUGGAUGUUAUAUUUAUUCUAUUAUCCAUCCAAAAACUUCAGAAGUUUUCCAAACUAUAUUAAACAAUUCCAAUGAAGGAUUACUAGAUAUUACAAAGAAACUAUCGAAUGUUCUUUGUAAGAAAUUCCAAUCACCAACUUAUGUGAAUGUUAAUGGAUAUUUUGAUCUUUAUGAUUAUUUAGGUGUGAUCAAGGCCAUAACAGAGUUUAUUGAAGAGAAAUACACCGAAUUGGAAUCAGAAAAAGCAUGA